This is a messenger RNA of Rotaria sp. Silwood2, 2121 nucleotides long. The record is from the annotation of a GenBank genome assembly. Lineage: Eukaryota; Metazoa; Rotifera; Eurotatoria; Philodinida; Philodinidae.
UGCACGGGGGGGGGGGGGGGGGGAGGGGGGGCGGGGGGGGGCGCGCGGCCCCUAAGAGCUGACGCGAACAUCCAAAAAUUGGGGGUGGGGGUCACUUUUAAAAGCGUGCUUUAGGAACAGUCUUGUCAGAUCUUUCGGAUUUUGAAAAUUCUUUUCGAUUUCUUCCGGAUUUUAAAAGUCUUUUUGCAGUCUUUUAGGGAUUUUGAAAAUUUUUUCGGAUUUUUUCAGAAUUCUGAAAAUUUUUCUCGAUUUUUUUGAGAAUUUUAAAAGCUUUUGUGGAUUUCUUUGGGGAAUUUAAAAUAUUUUGCUGGAUUGCUUCCGGAUUUUAUGCGGAUUUUGAAAGUUCUUUUGGAUUUUUUUGGAAAUUUAGAAAGUUUUUCUAGUGUUUGUGGGAAUUUUGAAAAAUUUUCUGGAUUUUUUCGGGGAUUCUAAAAGUUUUUCUCGCUUUUUUCUGCGUUUUUGAGUUCGCUACCUGGCAGCACUUGUUAAAAUAUUAAACUGGAAACAUUAAUACACACUUAUAUAAAAAAAUGCAUUUUCUAAAAUCUCGGUAGGGGGGACUGAGCCCCCUCUAGCCACCCCAUGGCUCCGCCACUGGUAUAUACUACCAUUGGAUGCUACUUAAGAUUUGAUCUAUGGCUUCAUUAACCUGUUGAUAAUAUUCACAAACACGAUUGACCAACACACAGCCAGUCAUCGUAAGCAAUCUCAUAAUACAGAGCAAAUAUCGAGGUGGCUUUUCGUCUUAUAUAUAGUACUAUCUUAUUGAAAGGUCUAAGUCUUUAAUAACAAUAAUCUAUUCUAAAUGUUAGAUGAGUCGUAUUUGCUUUCACUAUUUCUCGCUUAUAUAUAUUACCAAUAUAUACCUGUAUGCUUAAAAUUGAUAUACGCAUAUAGUUCUCAGUGUGCUGAUCGAGUGCUGUUACACUUCGAACAAUGCUAUUCAUUAUCAUACUAUUAAUUAUCGGAGAUGCUGUUGCUAUUUCCAGUCCGAUUCAGCCGUUCACCACGUAUAGAUACUCAACUGAACUACAACCGGAUAUAGCCGAUCUUUGGUGGACAGUGGAUAAUGAUGCUAACGAGAUCACUUUUGAAUUGCACAUGAAAACUACAGGGUGGAUAGCUUUAGGCAUUAGUCCAGGUGGUGGCAUGAAAGGUGCUGAUAUUGGAGUUGGAUGGGUUGACAAUACGGGAAAAGUUUAUUUUCAAGAUCGAUAUGCAUCCGAUUUCGCUUUGCCGAUCAUCGAUAAUACAACUAGCAAUUGGCUUGCCCAACGUGGUCAUGAAUCUGACGGAUGGACUGCCAUUCAAUUCAAACGUUUACUUGACACAUGUGAUCCCAUGGAUUCUGGAACGAUUAUCGUCAUAUAUGCGUAUGGUCUUACCGAUCCAGUUGGUGAUAUUAAUUACCAUGAAGGUCGGCGUGGUUCACGCAUGAUUCCACUUCAAUCAUAUGCAAAUCCACCGCCAGAAAAUAAGUUUACCGAUCUCGAUUAUUUUGAAUUUCGCAUGAACAAUGAUGUUGUUCCAGCCAAUGACACAACUUAUUAUUGUAAAGUAUUCAAAGCUCCGAUUGAAUAUCCAAUAAAACGUCACGCCAUUGCUCAUAAAACAAUGAUCGAUCCGAAUAAUAUCGAUAUGGUUCACCAUCUUGUGUUCUUUGCAUGUAAUCCAACAGCUAAAUUUGAUGAUAACAAUCUGCCCUAUGGUGUACGUGAUGAUCAUUACCAAGAACUUUCUGCUUGUUUCACUGGCACCUCUACUAUUUUGGCAGUAGGCGGUGAGACUCUUGUCGAAUUUCCAGAAGAAGCUGGUUAUCCUGUUGGUGGUGAUUUUGCAACAAAAUAUUACAUGCUUGAGAUACACUAUAAUAAUCCAAAACUAACACCAAAUCGUCGUGAUAAUACUGGUAUUCGAUUUUACAUUGGAAAACAACUUCGCCAAUAUGAUAUUGGCUAUAUGUCAUUCGGAACUGUUGUCAGCGCUCUUGCGCUAGCAAUUCCACCAAAAGUCGAGCGAUUCAUCGUCGACUCGUAUUGUCCAAGCGGAUUCAGCAAAGUAUACUUCGGAUCUCAUGUUUUUUCUUCUCAAAAAUCACAAAUCAUAGCUAUCAAAUCUUAG